CACAAUCACUUAAAAAAAGAGAAAAGAAUAAAAAAUAUACAUUUCGUGUUUUUGAUACUCAAAAAUGAUCGUAGGCUCCAACUCAAUGAGUUUCUCUCUACUUACCAUUCUUCUUCUCUUCUCUACUUCAAGUUUCUUAAACACUUCUGCGUCUCUUACACCUGACUUGUGUCGUCCCGACCAACGGGAUCUCCUUUUGGAGUUGAAGAACGAGUUUCAGAUUCAAAGGCCGUGUGAGUUUCUUGACCUUGAUGGUGGUAAUCUGAUGACGAAAUCAUGGGGGAAUGACAGUGACUGCUGUUCUUGGGACGGAAUCAAAUGUGAUGCCAAGUUUGGCGUUGUGAUUAUGCUAGACCUGAGCUUUAGCUGCCUCCAUGGUCCGCUCAAAUCCAACAGUAGUCUCUUUAGACUGCCGUAUCUCCGUGCUUUGAGCCUUUCUUACAACAACUUCACUGCCUCUCCCAUCCCACCUGAGUUCAGCAAACUCAAGGAGUUAGAAAUACUUGAGCUCUCUCGGUCUUCAUUUUCAGGGUGCAAUAUAACGGAGUUUCCCAAGUUCAUAAGAAACCAACCAAAUAUGACUUCUCUAGAUCUUUCUAACAACAAAAUCAAAGGUCUGGUACCGGACUGGUUAUGGAGACUACCAAAGUUGUUGGAAGUGGUACUUUUUAACAACUCUCUCAGCGGUUUCAAGGGAUCCGUAGAAGAUUCCUCUGGAAGUAGUCUUGAUAUCUUAGAUCUCAGUUCAAAUGCUUUCCAAGGACCACUCUUCAUUCCAUCCAGAUUUGUUCAAUGUUAUUUGGUCUUCAAGAACAACUUCACUGGACAAAUAUCUCCAUCAAUAUGCCGACUAAGCUCAACCACUCUAGAUUUAUCUAGCAAUAACUUCUAUGGCUCAAUUCCUCCGUGUUUAGCAACUCUGAAGAGUCCUCUUUCAGAUCUGAAUCUUCGUAACAACAGCCUCAACGGAAGUCUUCCUGAAAUGUUUAUGAACGCCAAGAAGUUAAGGUCACUCGACGUCAGUCACAACCGAUUGGUGGGAAAACUUCCAACAUCGCUAAAGAGUUGCUCUAGCCUCCAAGUUUUGAAUGUGGGAAACAACAAAAUCAACGACACUUUUCCAUUGUGGUUGGAUUCUCUACAAAAUCUACGAGUUCUUGUACUCAGCUCUAACGAGUUUCAUGGUGAGUUGCAUCACUCCCAAGCUUCUUUUGGGUUUCAGCAAUUGCGAAUCAUUGACAUAUCUCAUAAUCACUUUACGGGUACCUUAAGAUCUGAUUACUUCAUGAAUUGGAGGGCAAUGUACUCAAAUGGAGACAAUACGCAAUGGAAGUACAUGGGAGGCAAAGCAUACUACUAUGAUUCAAUUAUUUUGAUGAGCAAAGGAAUAGAGAUGAAGAUGCAACGUAUCCUCACAGUCUACACAGCCAUUGAUUUUUCUGGAAACAAAUUCCAUGGAGAAAUUCCUGAAUCCAUCAGUUUGUUAAAGGAACUUCUUAUUCUAAAUUUGUCAAGAAAUGCUUUCACGGGCCACAUCCCAUCGUCUUUCGCAAACCUUACAGCGCUUGAAUCACUGGACAUAUCCCAAAACAAGAUUUCAGGAGAGAUCCCUCAAAAGCUAGGGGACCUUUCUUCUCUUGAGUGGAUAAACGUUUCACAUAAUCAGCUUGUAGGUUCAAUACCUCAAGGCACACAGUUUCAACGACAGAAUUGCUCUUCCUACGAGGGAAAUCCCGGACUUUACGGUCCUUCUCUUAAAGAUAUAUGUGGAGAUAUAUAUACGUGCCAGUACCAACAUCACCACAAACUGAACCACUAGAAUCAAGAGAAGAAGACGAAGAAGAGGAAUGGUUGAGUUGGGUAGCAGCAGGGUUAGGCUUUGCACCUGGAAUUGUAUUUGGAUUAACGAUCGGAUACAUAGUGGCUUCAUACAAGCAUGAGUGGUUUAUGAAGACUUUUGGGCGAAACAAGCAUGGAGGCACCCGCACCCGAACCCGUUAGCUCAUCGAUCUCUCUCCCCUAAUCAUUUCUUGUUAUAUUCAAUAUCAUGAUAUUUUGUUGUACUGCAAGAAAAAAGAAAGAAAGUUAUACUUAAGGGGAUGACAAGGUUCUAGUUAUAA
Arabidopsis lyrata subsp. lyrata is the source of this 2120-nucleotide messenger RNA. Its product is annotated as receptor like protein 30-like. Lineage: Eukaryota; Viridiplantae; Streptophyta; Magnoliopsida; Brassicales; Brassicaceae. Gene Ontology annotation, molecular function: protein binding. The record is from RefSeq and is a predicted model, not a curated record. The transcript has 2 exons. The coding region runs from base 65 to 1819 and encodes 584 amino acids.